Molecule: messenger RNA, 306 nt
Organism: Fusarium verticillioides 7600
Lineage: Eukaryota; Fungi; Ascomycota; Sordariomycetes; Hypocreales; Nectriaceae
Exons: 1
Coding region: 1-306 (101 amino acids)
Source: RefSeq, a predicted model, not a curated record
AUGAUGGACAACAAUUCCAGUGCCCCCACUAUCCCAGGUGCUGGGUCGCUCCCCCCGCCAUUUGACCAGGUUGAGAAUCAUCUCGGUCAGGCUAUUGUCAUCGCUGUCGAUCAAGCUGUCGCUCGCGCUACGUCUGAAACUUGGGAUGCAAAGCUCCAAACCAUGCGAACUCAGCUCGCCAACGAACUUACUGUCGCUAUCAACGACGUCGUUCACAACGCUCUCAAGGGCCCUCUCGAGGAGUGGCUGAAGGAUCGCAAGUCCAUGGAUUUUCGCCUUCGAAACCUUGAAGCCGCCCAGCGCUAA